AUGCCUGACCCAUCCGUUCCCCAAACCUACGAGAUCAGACCUGAUCCUCAAGCCCUUACUGGCAACAAGGAAGACCCUAGCCAAAAUGCAUCCACUGGUGUCGACUACGAACCUCAUCCUGAGAAGAGUAUCAAGCUCGAGCCGGAAAGAGAAAAGAUUGUGAAGUCGAUUUGUUCGCUUUACUCUGGUGGUGCAAGUGAGGAGCUUAUGCAGGUGUACUCGGACAAAGCAGUUUACGAUGAUCCAUGGUCAUACUGCGACACCCGCUACAAGAUCGCCGGCCAAUGGUACGGCAUUCCCAAAGUAAUGGCCAAGUCACAAACCCUCAAGACCGAAGUCGUUGAGUCGAAACCCGAUCGCAUCAUCUUCAAGCUCCAGCAAGAAUAUACUCCCAGACUUGUCCACUUCUCGAAGCCAGUAAACAGUCUGGUCACAUUGACCUUGGAUGACCAAGGCAAGGUCAAGUAUCACAAGGAUAUGUGGAACGAGAAGGACUAUUCGCAUGAAGGCUUGGGCAAGGUCAUGAAGACUUUGAAUGGUGAUCAUCUGACCAAGAUCACCGAACCGCCAGAGACUUUGUAG
This is a messenger RNA of Aureobasidium musti, 582 nucleotides long. The record is from the annotation of a GenBank genome assembly. NCBI's taxonomy places the organism in Eukaryota, Fungi, Ascomycota, Dothideomycetes, Dothideales, Saccotheciaceae.